Molecule: messenger RNA, 1402 nt
Organism: Thamnophis elegans (Western terrestrial garter snake)
Lineage: Eukaryota; Metazoa; Chordata; Lepidosauria; Squamata; Natricidae
Gene: PLA2G12B
Product: phospholipase A2 group XIIB
Exons: 4
Coding region: 122-733 (203 amino acids)
Biological process (GO): lipid catabolic process; triglyceride homeostasis; cholesterol homeostasis
Cellular component (GO): extracellular region
Molecular function (GO): calcium ion binding; A2-type glycerophospholipase activity
Source: RefSeq, a predicted model, not a curated record
GUUUAAAGUCCACCGCAAAAGCACACUCAAAAUACCUUCGGUCUUGUUAUCACGAUCCCACUAACUCUGCUUCUGCUCCUGGAGAUUUCCUGGGACCAAUUUCAUUUUGUUCAACUUCAACAUGAAGCUGUUCGCCGGGGCACUGAUCCUGUGCUUAUCUCUGAGUCAAGGGAAAUGCACUGAAGAAAUCCUUCAGGAUACUGCCAUCCCUCCUUCUCCAUUGCCGGAGGACGGCUCCUACUCCGACUGGGGGAUUGGGACCAUCCGGGAUGGCAUUGACGCUGUUAAUGGCUAUUUUGACUUUGUCUCAGAGCUGUUAGGAGGGAAGAAUGGAGUCUGUCAAUACAAGUGCAGAUACGGUAAAGCACCAUUGCCUAGACCGAAUUACAAAUCUCCAGAACCCAAUGGCUGUAGCUCCUAUUUCCUGGGUCUCAAGGUACCAGAAAGUCUUGACAUGGGCAUCCCAGCCAUGACGAAAUGCUGUAACCAGGUGGAUGCAUGUUAUGAUACCUGCGGGUCUAACAAAUAUCGCUGCGAUGCCAAGUUUCGUUGGUGCAUGCAGUCCAUCUGCUCUGACCUUAAACGGAGCCUUGGUUUUGUCUCCAAGGUAGAAGCGUGUGAAUCCAUAGCCGAUACAAUAUUCCAGACAGUCAGGACUCUGGGGUGCCGUCCGUUCAUGAACAGCCAAAGAAGUGCCUGCAUCUGUAAUGAAGAAGAACGAGAUGAAUUGUGAAAAUGACCAUCAAGCUGUUUGGUAGUGUCACCACGGUGGCUUCUGAUGUCCUUUGUUUACAAGAAGCUUGCUCUUCUAUCUUCUGGAACAAGCACAAGUAUCUUAACUUUGGGGCUUGGGAAUCAAUCCCAGGUCUUGUGACCACCCAUGCAUUAAUUGUCAAGUCAGCAUGAUUGAGAAAGGAACCCCAAAAGCAAUGGAAAGACUUAGUCUGAUACCCUCAUCUGUUCUAUCUAAUGACGUCUAUCUACUUCCCAGAGCAUCUGCUAGACCUAGAGAUGAUUCGUCCUGUAAGAAGAGCAGCUGAGAUGCAUGUGAUCAAUUCAAGCAUCCAAGAAGAUCUAGAGAGGCUGCAAGAUGAUAUUGACAAGAUACACCUUUGCAGCCCUCGUGUAUAUGAUAAGCCCAAAACUUUCCUCACAUGCUGUCACUUUUGCUUUUCGAGUGAUACAAAGUCAUGGAAACUUCACACUGCUGUAAAAAAAAAAGAAAAGAAGAAGAAGCCCGUCAAUAUUGACUGGGUUAACCCAUUGCAGAACUUGGUUUGAGUUGUGGGCACCUGCUUGAAGACGAACGAGAGAAGAACACCAAGAUCGGAGUAUGAAGUCAUUUGCGUAAUGCUCAUUUUAUUUUGACCAGAUCAUCGUUCCAUUAAAAGAGUAAAAAAUA